AUUGAUAACAUUAACUGGUACUGCUUGUGUUUAUUUAUUGAACCUGUGUUGUUGCAUACAUGUAUUGAGACUCGGGUGAGCGUUACGGAGUCCACGGAUUUUGGGGAAUUUCGCAACACCCUGUUCGAUAGACACGUGAUAACAGUCUUUUUAGAGUAAAUAAAACCCCUAGAAAGUUAUAUUGUCGGCCCACUUUUACAGGAAUCGCCGGUGUAGAAACAUGAAUCUGCUGUCCCUCUUCACCAUCCCACUGCUGUGUCACGUGACUUGGGGAUGCUGUACCCCCAAACAAUGGAGCGGAAACAUGGAUUAUCUGGUCGGCAGCAGCGCAGGACUGGAGACCGGAAUUGAGAAGGUUUACUAUGAUGCCAAAAACACCAAAAUUGCCUCGAUUUUUGACAUACAUAAGAAUGGUGCACUAUAUAAAGGACAAGUUGUGAUGGACUAUGAAAAAAAAGUUCAGUACGCCGUUGUAGAUGGACGUUGUAACACCACACGACUGAAAGCAAAAUUCCCGGAGGCCUGUAUACCAGCUGGAAGCAAACAGCUGUCAAACACACAUAUGGGCACCGCAGAUGACAGCCUAGAUGUCACUGUGUAUGAAUACCCACUCAAAUUUGCAGAUAUGAUGGGAAAUAUUUACUUCACAUUUACCAAUAAACUCUGUGUCCCUGUUGGAGAUACUGUCACUGGAUCAAGAGGAGGUGUUGGUUUCAUGGCUUCAGUUGGAUAUACAGGAAUUGAACCUGGCAUCAAAGACCCCCGAGUCUUUGACAAACCAAGAGAGUGUAGCAGCUUUGUUGAGGAGAUUGAAAUGGAUCUCUAUGAAAAGUUUGGGUUUGUGAACCACAAAAUAUCCAGCCUGUUUCAGAGCAGAAAAUUCCACUAAAACUGCAGAAAGGAUCCCUGAAGAGGAAGCGUCUCGUGGAGAUUAUGUCAUAAUGUAGAUGUUUUAGAUGAAUUAUAUGAGUCCAUGAAUCUGUUGGUCUAUAGAGAAACAUUCCAGACUGUGUACUUGUUUGAAGCAUGCUGUUUUAGAUCCAAUCUGAGCGACAAGAUGAAGAAAGAGGAGCGGAUCGAGGAUCUGAUUUUAAUCAGAUUGUUUUAGAUCAUGCGUCUUUUCAAAAGACUCUUUUUUGUACCAAAACAUUUUUUGCUUGAUUGAAAACUUCUGAUUUUUAAAAUCUCCACAAUCUUGUACAAUAAAAUUUUAUACAAUAAAA
Molecule: messenger RNA, 1223 nt
Organism: Ostrea edulis (European flat oyster)
Lineage: Eukaryota; Metazoa; Mollusca; Bivalvia; Ostreida; Ostreidae
Product: ependymin-related protein 1-like
Exons: 6
Coding region: 221-889 (222 amino acids)
Biological process (GO): cell-matrix adhesion
Cellular component (GO): lysosome; extracellular region
Molecular function (GO): calcium ion binding
Source: RefSeq, a predicted model, not a curated record